Pocillopora meandrina is the source of this 5928-nucleotide messenger RNA. NCBI's taxonomy places the organism in Eukaryota, Metazoa, Cnidaria, Anthozoa, Scleractinia, Pocilloporidae. The record is from the annotation of a GenBank genome assembly.
AUGCACGUAUAUCUUAAAGAUGGAAAUCAAAGGCGUUGGGUUACCAAUGUUCAUCUUCAAGAGGGUUUUAGUCCCUGUAUUGGCAAUGGAGCCAUGAAGAAAUCGUGUGCAGAUGUGUCGAGACUGGAGCCAGCAAUUUGGUUCAAGGUUCUUUUACUAGAAUCAGUAUCUGUUGACUGUGGAAGAAGGAUAGUCAGCUGGUCAACUGGAAGUCACCCUGAAGGUUAGUGGUCUUUUCUUUUUUAAGCAAGCUGUCAAUAAGAGCCAGUAGCUGGCCAUUUCACUAAAUGUUUUGAGUUUGGGAGUUAAGAAGUUUGAUUCGUUCAUACAUGUGUAUUCUGUAGUAUGUCUCGCGCAAUUCUAAUGAUCUUUAAUUCCUUUCUCAUAGUAUAUCUGUCCAUGAUCAGUCAUCAUUCAGGGCUUGAAGUAGUGAGCAGCUAUUAAACAAUUUCCUGCCUAAUAAACUGUUUGUUUGUUCACUCUGUCUUUCCCAGCCUUCUUCACCAGUCAUAUCAAUCCACAGCUAUCACUUACUAUGGAAAUAAUAAUGCUUUUCAAGACUUAGAAGUCAAAAUAACCCAAAAUUUGCAUAAACAAUUCUUUUAAAAAUUUGCAUUAAUCACCACCACCUUCAGUGAACGUAUGACUGAUUUUGAGACUAAACAAAAAAACUUUUGGCAUUAUUCUAUUUCUUUUUGUUUAGAUGCAGACUUGCCUAGUCAAAGGACAUGUUACAUGGAAGGAGAGUGUUAUGAUUAUGAUGCAGACAUAGACGAACUCUUCCACUUGGCUGCAAAAGUUAUUUGCCCAGCUGGUCACGAAGAGGUACGUAUUUGUCAUGAAAUAUUGCAACUUCAUGCAAACCCUGCUCGAAAUUUUUAUUGAAAUGGCAUUUGAUGUUAUCUUACUUCCAAUUUUUAUAUAUUAACAACUGCAUUGUUAAGUGGAGGUUGGGUUCCUGUGACAUCCAGGUGCUUCCACUAUUGGCAGCCAGCUUCUACAGUAAAUGGAGACUGCUCCCAUGGCUGGCAAACCCUGGUAACCCAGCCAUAUCAUGAGCCCCCAUGUAGGAAAGAGAAACAGGCACCUGUCACACUGAGUAAACAGUGGCAACAGGGAGGGAAGUGGUGGGUGAAGCUGCUUGGACGAUGAGCUGCCACCCAAAACAACACUGCAAUUACAAAGCACAUGCAAGAAUGUCUCAAAUGAAGAGCACAAAAAAUUCUGAUGAAUUUACAUAUGCAAAAAUCUUUGACUACUUUAGAGAACACUGAUGCUCUUUCUUUUUAACUCCGUUAAAUUGUAUUCAAUUCCAUUUGUUUGGCCAUUAUUGUUUAGGCUAUAAAUUGGCUAUAGCAGUCUUAUUCCCACCAAGCACCUUUUUUCUUCAAUUUUAAAAGACACUUGAGAAGAACAGAUGAAAGAUCUUAACAGUAACACCUCAGAAGGAAAUUUUUUUCUUCAGUUCAGUUUUCUUUGCUUGUCACUCCCUUUUUUUUUUUUCUUUUUUUUUCAAGUUCUAAACUUAAGUUUUGGAAAAAAAUUGUCUUGAAAAAGUUAACAAUAUUUUUGUGGUGGUUCAUAGUUUUGUUUGGUUUCAAAUGUUCUUUUCUAAGAGGUAACAGAGAUUAUCAUUGAUAUUUUGUGGUUUCUUGUUAAUCUAUAGGAUGGCUGGUGUGUUUUGGAGUGAGUUUGUUAAUAUGUUGUUUUGAGAAUUAUUCUGUUUAUUAAGUAAUUCUACCAACCCUCCUCAUUGCUAGCAUUUUUUUUUUAGGAAAAGACUUCUAUUAUUGACCUAACUGAAGUAAAUUUUAAUUUGCUCUCUUUGUCUAUGAUUAUGUUAAUAAACUUACAAGAAAGGAAACAAAAGUUAACUUUGUAGUUAUGUAAAUUAAGUCAAAACCAAGGGAUGAUUUGAAUUGCAAAAUAAACAACUAUACCUAAAGAUGAUUUGUACCUACUGGUGUAUCAAAUAUUGAUAUACAAAAUCUUGAUAUAUUGUUUAUUUUUUGAAAAAUUUAGAUUCAAAGCUAACACACAUGUUUACUUAGUAAUAGUAAUUCAGUAUUUAUCAGAAUAUUAAUUUUUAGGUCUGUUAUUGAUUUUAUUCCAGAACGGAGUCUCACAGCCCUCAGAUGAAGAUUAUGAACAAUGCCUUUUACGCAUGCUUCACUGCUACAUCCUACCUAAGAUAACCUUACACAAGGAUGACUUAGACAAAGUAAUGAAUGCCAGAGAAAAGCAAGCUCAAAGCAUCCAGGAACUAGAUAGGAAGGUCAUUGAUGAAUGUAAAACCAUCGAUGCUUGUGAGCUACACAUGGAAGAUUUACGCACUCAGUUUCUACCUGACCUGGAGAAAUUUAUUCACCGCGGCUGGUGCUCUAAAGGGUUUCUUGAAGUACUCCUUGAGGACAUUGGUAAAGAAGAACCAAGACUACGGAAACAGGUAUGGUAAUUGUGUGGUUUUAAUUACUCAACCUUUAAAUUAUUUCUAACUACUGUGAAUCCAGAAGAAAGAUGUUGGGAGCAUGGGCCCCAAAAAAAGUAGUACCAGGUGUUUUAUUUUGAAUCUGAACCUCCAUGUGUUUUGCAGAUUGACAAGGCUCAAGAUCAAGUGCAACAUGCUAAAACUGUGGCAGCACAGAAACCCUGUGCAGCAUCUACUGAACAGCUUAAGGCAGCUAGAGAACAGAGAAAUGGAGAACAAGAAAAGCUUGAAGCCCUGCUAUUGACAAGAGAACUCAUUGUUGCUGCUUCUUGUCAGGUAUACUUUAUGAGCUCAUUUUUUCUCCUAAUAAUUAUGAUGAGCUGUAUACUGUAACUCUCCAAUUUUGGUCUACAUGUAACUUGUCAUCUGAUGAAGUGCAAAUUACAAUUAUUUAAUUAGGAACUCAGCUCUUAGUAUUAACAUAGUCAAUAGUACUCUGUACCUAGUAGUGCUCGGAACUUAGUAAUAAAUACUUCUUAGACUUGAAAUUAUUUUGUCAUAACCCUGCUUGUUUUAGUGGCUCCCUGCAUUCAAUGAAAGUGGUAUCAAGCAGAUUCUAUUUUAAGUGGAUAGUCUUAACCAAAUUCUUUUUUACUCCUGCACUAGGGAUAACUCUGAAUACCCUUAACAGGCAAAUGUACUCUUUGUUACACGAAAUCAUUAUAAAGCAAAAUAGCUUCAUAAAAAACAAGAAUUUUGAAUCUUACCUGCUUGUAAUUACAGUCCAAGAGUACACUUUUAACUUACUUUCAACCGUAGUAUUUAAAAAUUGCUCUAAAUGUGAUAACAGCAAUCUAGUGAUAUUCUGUCUAUUUAAUCAAAAAUUCCAAAUUAAAUACAGUCUAAUGACUUAGUGUAGUUUUUAUUGAUUGAAUUACCAUUUAGGGAACUUUUAUUAAUUUAAUUACAGGCUGAAACUGGUGGAGGAGUUGUUGCUGGACAUCACUUACUAAAGCAGUACUUGGAACAAAGGGAGACACUCACUAGUCUCAAACAAAGCCGCAACAGACUUCUAGAACAGAAGGUAAAUGGCUUUAACAGUGGCAUUGGGAAGCAUUCCCUAUGCACUGAGCUGUUGUGGAAUUCUAAAACAGUAAACAGGGUCAUCACAGACGACCUGUGUCCCACAUAUGUUUGCAUCAACUUAACAUGUGUCUGCAAUGAAAGAACAAACAUUUUGUGGGUUUUAAUUUUUACAUAUUUUCCAGUCUCCCCAAUCCUCUAAAGUGAGAUCUCACAAGAAGACAGGAAAAAAAUUAAGUAAAAUAUAGCAGUGCAAAAAUCCCCUACCUUCGGUGAAAUGAAAAACUUCUUAUGUCAAUCAAAUCUUGAUAAAUGUUCUUUGUUAGUAGACUCACUUAAGAUAUAGAAAGUGAUUUUCCAUCAUGAUGUAGUUUCCCUUUCUUAGACUGUUAGUCGACAAGGAAGAAAAUUUGGGAACACAAACGGUUUCUUUCCUGCUAAUUGUUCUGCUGAGUAAACAGAAAAGAUUCCAUCCUUGCAAUGCCCCUCUCCCUUACCACUCAUUUGACCUUAUCAUGUGCAUGAUUGAGCAGACUGCACAUGUCCCAGUCUUUUGAUGAUGAACAAUCCUGGUGUUUGACUUUGUUUGUUUUUCCACUUUGUUUCCAAAGAAUUGUGCUUUGAGUGUAAGAGAAAUGUUGGAUUCUGCCAUGAAAGAGCUGAUUGACAAAGGCUACACUGAUGCAAAUGAUGCAAAUGCUUUAGGAUCUCGAGCGACAGAUGGUAAGAUAUGGAAGCUUUGUAGCAUACUCUCUGCUGACAACAGGUUUAAACAUCAUACACCACACUAUUAUGAACACUGCACUCUUACAGACAUAAGUUAUGUCAACAUGUACAUGUAUGGAACCAAACCAUUUGUAUAAAAGCUCUGUGAAUCAUCCUAUGUGUACUAAAUGAAAAAUGUAAUCCAAAUAUAGCAACUAACCAAGGAAAGGGGGGCUGUCACAUACAGAACUGUGUAGUACAUUGAUUAAUUGCUCUCAUUUCAUUUUUUUCAUGUGACAUUGGUAGUCCUUGAAGGAGUUUGGAAGCCAGAAUGGCAAAGACUGGGUGAAAGAAUUGCUACUCUGGUGAACAAUGAGGAGCAUCCAGUUGGCAACCAUUUUCAAAAGUUUUGCCGAAGGAUCCAAUCACUCUGUGAAGAGCUGCUUACCUCUGGAAGAUUCAGCAGCUCUGAAGAAUUUACCCCUUCAUGUUCACCCUUUGGCAAGGCCUGUGCAAUUCAGUAUGAAUCAUAUGGCAUGGAAGAUUUCAUGACAGAUAAUCAUAGGCUCAAACUCCAAAUGUUACAAUCUGAAAUUUUGAAAGGGUUGGAAACUGCAACAGAAUUCUUGUCUGACAUCUUUAACAACAAGGAUGUGCAUUUUAAAAACAAAAUAAGGCUUUGCUACGAGCAGUGUUUUUAUGAGAAAGAGCACCACUUUUUGGCUUGCGUCUAUGAACUGGCUCAUCAUGAACAUGUGGACAAGCUGCAAGGGGAUGUACAAAGGCUCAGAUGCCUCCCAAUAAAGUUUUUGAAUUUGCCAAUGAAAGAUGAGUGGUGGUUGGAGCUAUUUGAGCAACGAUCACUCCAGGCAAGUACAAACUCGGGACAUUAUCGUCCAUUCACAGAAGCAUAUAUGAAUGGCACAUUAUUAGACCAGGCAGACCAUGGUUUAAGUGGUUCUUAUGACAUGAUUGAUGAAUUAGACGACUUAGUAAACAACACUACAGACACUCAAAAUGGCAGGCACAUAGAAGACAUGGAAUCAUUCAGAAGCUUGUUCAUCAGUGCUAUUCGUAAUCGCUCAAAAACCGUGGCUGUAGAUGAUCUUGAAAAACCUCUUGACCAGCCCAACACAAAUCCUCCCAAGUCAAGGAAUUCUUUUGAGGGUGCUUUAAGCUGUAGUGCGCCCACAAUGGUUCAAAUCAUUGAUUUAUGGAAGACAGCUAAGUGUGAACAAAGUUAUGACAGUGUUGAUGGAAGCCUGGAGAUGAAGCCUUGUUUAAACAGGACACUUUCUAAAAGUGAAAGUAAUCUAAGCAGGAAGGACAGCUCAGUUUCUGGAGAAACUUUUGAGGACCACUUUGGUCCUGCACUUCAAAAUAUCAAAGACAUUUUCAAGGUCACAAGUCCUUUAAACAAACUGAAAUGCCUGACAUCAUCCCUCCGUAAAAUAACAAAUGCUGUUCAAGAGCUGCGGAUGCAGAGUGGACAAGAUACCUUCACUGCAGCUGUAAAUGCAGAGGAUCUUUUGCCUCUGCUGGUCCUGAUGAUGCUCCAAAUGGAACCUUGGGAGGUUGCUGCCAUGUGGCCCCAACUGGUAUUCACAGAGAACCUAAUGGCACCCUUUUUGUCAUCAGGAUGUCAUGGCUGGGCCCUGGUUGAAUUUCAGAUGGCCCAAAGGGUUUUAAAUGAUCUUUGUAAUGAAUUCUAA